AUGGGAGAAACAGGUGCGGAGCUGGGAGGGGUGGGGAAGGAGUGGGCGGAGGGAGAGGCGGAAGACGCCUCUCUCUCGGUGAACAGUGCAGCCACCUGUGGGGUCCGAGUCCGUGCAGUGCAGUGGGGCAGACGUGGGUGCUGGAGACCCGGGCAACUGGCUGCACCACUCUCACCUAGUGACGGGGAAAGGGAUGGUGAUGGGGAUGGGGAUGGAGAAGGGGAUGAGGAUGUUGAAGCGAAAGACGAUGGGGAGAGGCGAGGGGAUGGGACAGGGGAUGGGACAGGGGACGGGUCAGAAGAUGGGAAUUGGGAUGGGACGGGGGAUGGGAAUGGGGAUGGGAAUGGGAAUGGGGAUGGGAAUGGGAAUGGGAAUGGGGAUGGGAAUGGGGAUGGGAAUGGGGAUGGGAAUGGGGAUGGGGAUGGGAAUGGAGAAGGGAAUGGGAAUGGGGAUGGGAAUGGGAAUGGGGAUGGGGAUGGUAAUGAGAAUAGGGAUGGGAAUUGGGAUGGGAAUGGGAAUGGGUAUGGGAAUUGGGAUGGGAAUGGGAAUGGGGAUGGGAAUGCGAAUGGGGGACACUGA
Closterium sp. NIES-65 is the source of this 579-nucleotide messenger RNA. NCBI's taxonomy places the organism in Eukaryota, Viridiplantae, Streptophyta, Zygnematophyceae, Desmidiales, Closteriaceae. The record is from the annotation of a GenBank genome assembly.